AUGAAGCUCACCCCAGAGCUGCUAGCCCAGGUCUCCUCUCACCAAAAUCCUUUGAAGGAGCGCCAGCUCGACCUCAGAGGCUACAAAAUACCUGCCAUUGAGAAUUUGGGUGUGACACGGGACCAACAUGACUGCAUAGAUUUCACUGACAACGCCAUAAUCACCCUGGGCAACCUCCCUCUUCUAAAACGUCUCCAGACUCUCCUUCUCGCCAACAACCGAAUACAUAACAUUUCGGCGUCUAUCCAUCUAUCCGUGCCCAACCUACAGACUCUAGUCCUGACCAACAACAAUAUCACCGAGCUCGGUGACCUUGAGCCUCUCAAAGAGCUCAAACACCUCAAGUACAUCACUCUUUUGGGCAACCCUGUCCAGGAAAAAAAAUGGUAUAGAGAGUGGCUUGCCUGGAGAAUUCCUGGGCUAAGAGUUUUGGAUUUUCAGAGAAUUCGCGAUAAGGAACGCGCCCAUGCAAAAUCAUUGUUUGUGACAGCAGAUGGUCUGCCUACCGCUUUGGCGACCACCAUAUCUUCGACUGUCACUGCACACUCAACUAAGACUUCUCUCACCAUCGACGAGCCAAAGGCAGCACCAACAGUAAAAGCUGGUCGUUUGAUGUCGAAAGAGGAUCAGGAGAAGGUCAAGGCUGCUAUCGCAAAGGCGACAUCGAUAGAGGAAGUCAGAAGGCUAGAAAGAAGUUUGCGCGAAGGAUAUGUGCCAGAAUUUGACUCAGUGGGGGCAUAG
Molecule: messenger RNA, 741 nt
Organism: Psilocybe cubensis
Lineage: Eukaryota; Fungi; Basidiomycota; Agaricomycetes; Agaricales; Agrocybaceae
Exons: 4
Coding region: 1-741 (246 amino acids)
Biological process (GO): mRNA splicing, via spliceosome
Cellular component (GO): U2 snRNP
Molecular function (GO): protein binding; U2 snRNA binding
Source: RefSeq, a predicted model, not a curated record